This is a messenger RNA of Diaporthe amygdali, 2103 nucleotides long. RefSeq lists its product as uncharacterized. The record is from RefSeq and is a predicted model, not a curated record. The transcript is spliced from 4 exons. Bases 1 to 2103 code for a protein of 700 amino acids. NCBI's taxonomy places the organism in Eukaryota, Fungi, Ascomycota, Sordariomycetes, Diaporthales, Diaporthaceae.
AUGAAUCUCUCCGACGUCAGUAUUGAGACUGAUCAAAUCAGAGAGUGGCGGUCCAUCAUAACCCUCAUUGUCUUCCUUCUCGCCAACAUUGCCGUCUUGUUUCCUUUCCACAUCCCGAUUUAUGUUCCCGGGCGACUCUGGCACGCUGCUCAGCAAUUUCUCUGUGCUAUACGUGUGAUAUCACCGAGGACCCACGGCUCUCACCAUGAACCACACGACGGCAAGGCCAGAAAACUCGUGUGCAAGAGAUUCCCCAUGAAUUCUGUUACGGCACCCCUCAUUGCAGACCUCUUCCUCCUUGCCAUUCUGGCCAUUGGAAGAGACGAAGUCAAGGCUGGCACUCUUGGAGACAACGGCAUUUUCCCCAUCGACAUCAUGAUAUUCUUCAUCACUUUAGCCUAUAUUGCAAUUUCAAUUGACGCGUCCGGUCUCAUCAGGUAUCUAGCCUUGAAGGUUCUGCAGUGGGGAGCCAACAUUGCUUCAGCAAUCCUCGUUUCAUCAAACCCAACCAACCUUGUUCUCGCAGGAGCUUUUAAUAUCAAGUUUAUCAAUUAUACCGCUAAUAUGGUGGUUCCUGUUAUUGUUACUGCCGUUGUAUUAUUCCCCUUCCUGCUAUACAUCGUCUUUGCCAACGAGGGCCUUAUCCCCGUAUCUAUCACAAUGCGCGAGCUUCCAGCAGAGGCUAAGUUGAAACCUGCUGUCAACCCCAACAUUCCAAACGCCAGAGGAAUUGUAGACGAUGAGGAGGAGGCCCACACAAACGACGACCAAGGCCAGCUUCUUUCUCUCGUCGAGAUCAUGAACCCUUUCCUGGACAAAGGAGGCGCAGCGUUUGGUGCCAUCAUCAUGUCAGUGACGCUGAUCACCGUCUUGGCUAUCAACGCUGCCAGCGUUAAGGCGAAAAAUGAUGAUCACUUUCAGGUCUUUUGGGUGACGCUACCGGCUGCCUUUGUUAUGCUGUGCUGGGAUCUCGCAUUCGGGUGGAUCCACCGUGAGGAUACACGAGCAAUCUCUCGCAGAGGACGACAAGAGGUUGAACGGGCUCGUAGGGAGAGAGCGUUGAGAGGAGAUAGGAUCACAGAGCACUUUGGAGGGAGACAGCUAUCUACUGAGGGUGGCGUCGAGAUGCUGUCGAUAACACGCAGCCUCUCCAGAGAAGCUUGGCCUGAGAUUCAAGUCCAGGAUACCGACGCUGAUACAAAGGACGGUGUGAAAGACCAAGGCUACGACAUACAGCCUGUUAGUCCCGGGAGAGGACCCGCUCCUCUCCUCACGCUCACACCUGCUGGUCGGACAAGUGAGGCCAGCAUCAGCCCGGCGCCUGAAGCAAUUGCUCACCUGGCAUCUUCCAUGUCUACCACAGCGGGAAACGCAGCUGACAACAGCCGGCCAUCAAGCAGUGACCCGACCGUUUUCGAGAAAAGAGACGAUUUGCCUUGUGCUGAAGAAUCCAGCUUUCCGGUGGAAGACGUCCUAAUUUCGGGCAUCGAUGAAUCCGCAAACAAGAAUAAGAAAUGCGAGCUGGACGAAAGUACAGUAAGCAACGGGAGGAAUCACAGCCCGCCGACGCUCAUCUCCCUCUGUAAAGACGGAUACCGAUGGUCGCAGGAGACGUUCCCAACCGUCAUGGCCGUGAUUUCACACCUGCCCUUCGCGCUUGUUCCGUUCGCCUUUUCAAUGUUUGUCCUAGUCCAGGCACUCGUUACGAAAGGCUGGGUCUCGGUCUUUGCAUAUGGAUGGGAUCACUGGGUGCACAAAACGGGCACCAUCGGCGCCAUCGGUGGUAUGGGCUUCCUUUCGGUGAUCUUUUGCAAUAGGAUACAUAUGGAGCCUAAUAGCAGCUAUAUCAGCGAUCGGACAUUUUGGGCGACUGUUUAUACUAUGGCGCUUGGUGUCAACUACGGCGCCUUCAGUACUGCCUUUAGCGCAUCGUUGGCAGGGCUAUUAUGGCGGGACAUCCUCAAAAGGAAGCACAUUCAUAUCCGUAGGAUGGAAUUUGCCCGUGUCAACGUUCCAAUCAUAGCUAUCGCCAUGACCGUCGGCUGCACGGUUCUCGUGGGAGAGGUUUACAUCAUAAGAAAGGAAACACCUUACAGCCUGUAA